Messenger RNA from Trichoderma citrinoviride, 2001 nucleotides. Its product is annotated as N-terminal binuclear Zn cluster-containing/DNA binding domain-containing protein. Gene Ontology annotation, molecular function: sequence-specific DNA binding; zinc ion binding; DNA-binding transcription factor activity, RNA polymerase II-specific. The transcript has 6 exons. Bases 1 to 2001 code for a protein of 666 amino acids. NCBI's taxonomy places the organism in Eukaryota, Fungi, Ascomycota, Sordariomycetes, Hypocreales, Hypocreaceae. The record is from RefSeq and is a predicted model, not a curated record. Gene Ontology annotation, biological process: positive regulation of transcription by RNA polymerase II; DNA-templated transcription.
AUGCCCCGCAGUAGCUUCUCACACACUCCCCUCCUGAGAGUGUCGAGGCCGGUCUCAGCCUGCUCAAGAUGCCGAGCCGCCAAAGUCAAGUGCGAUGGCAAGCUGCCUGCCUGUACGGCCUGUGAAAAGGCUGGCCGCGAGAAUGCCUGCUCUGCCGCAAACGACCAGUUUGCGCGAGGCAAGGAGCGGAGCUAUGUCGCCGCCCUUGAGCUUCGCAUCGAGAAGCUGGAAAGACGCAUCGCAUACGCCAAGUCUCGAAAGGCUUCCGUGGCCAACCAUGAGCCCGACUCGCUGUCCACGGCCCACGUUGACAGGCGGGAUUCCCUCGCCUCGAUCCGGGCCGCCAUCCACCGGAAAGCCGCCAGGACCCGUGAGAACUCAGACGUCAACUCUUUGAUAUCUGAUUUCGGCUUCUUAUCAGUCAAUGCCACGACUCGAGACUUUGAGCCGUCCUUCAUCAACAUGACCUUUGCGCGCCUGGUCCUGGCCGCGGCGUCCAAGGAUCAAAUCCCAGCCAUGCCCGAGUCUCCAUUGCCACACAAGUCGUACGCCACGGAAAUCUUUCACCACUUUAUGAAGAACAUGUAUCCGCUCUUUCCGUGCUUUUCAGAAACGGCGGCGCUAAACGUGCUCAACGACAUAUAUUCUCCGCAGAGCGAGCGAGUCAUCAGCGCAUCCGACCAUUGGCUCCUUUACAUGAUACUCGCCAUCGGCUCGACCAUGCAGAGCCAAAACGUCAACGAUGACUACUACAACCUUGGCGUCAGCUUCGUUUCAAGGGCGCUGGAUUAUGCCGACAUCGCCUUGGCUCCUGGAUACGCGACCCAGAUUCAGUCGCUGCUCCUCCUCACCCAGUAUGCCAUACUGGACCCCAACCACUUCGACAGCUGGCUCCUCAUAGGCUUCACGGCGCGUGCAGUCAUUGACCUUGGAUUCCAUCAAGAUCCGCCAAUGUCUUCAGUCGUAGAUCGUGCUGCCUUGGAUAUGCGCAGGAAGAUUUUUUACUGCACAUAUGCGCUUGACCGAUCCAUCAGCAUGGUACACGCUCGGACCUUUUCAUUUACCGACGAUGCCAUCCAUGUUGCGUUCCCGAAUCCAGCCGAUCUUGACCGCAGAGGCAAAGAAGCCGAAUCUCUUCCCAUCUCGGGUCCGCAGUCUGUCGACCCUGGUCUGCUACUGUUCCAGCUCAGGCGAGCGCAGUCUUACUGGUAUCAAGAGCUAUACCAGUCCUAUGCGACUCCCCUGCAAGAUCCGUCGUCGUUUGUGUGGCAGAUGUGUCUCGAUAUGCGAGAAUGGGGCGAGUCCCUACCCAACUCCCUGGCCCCCGGGAUACGGCAAAUGUUUGAGCAAGAGCUGAGAUACAGUUACGUAUACUGCAUUGCGCCGUCCGCGAGAGCUCCCGAAAUCACCAACUACCACCGUACCCUCAUCUUUGAGUACUCUCUGGCGUACCUCCUCACGAUGCAGGAGAUUGCCCAAUCCGGGCUCAACGGCGCCUACUAUACAUACCACGACGCCCUCAAAGUGUACUUCAUGGCCAACCAAUUCCUCGCUGUGUUAAGGGACUCGGAAGACAUGCUACUGUCCGGUGCGCACAUACCGAAACCAAUGUCACGUCCCGGUGCUCCACAAGCGCCUCCGAUCCCACCGCCUCAAUAUCGAAACGGAAGACCUGGCGAGGACAACAUCAGCCGAAGCAUCCGCUGUCUCGAGAGCGUGCCCCAGACCCUGGACGUGUACGGCCGCCGGUGGGAGGACUCUAUCAUGCUCAAGCAGAGCUUCGAGCAGCUCUCGGCAGACACCAUGAAGCGCCUGAAGGAGCGCAGGAAGAUGCAGAACAUGAAGGUCGAGCAGCCCGCCUACCACCCCGGCAGCUCUCCCGGUGCCCCCUCGCCCCGGGUCCCGGCCACAUCGCGGAGCCCGCAGCAGCCGCGUGAGAUUCGCUGGGUCGGGGUCGACGUCUCGCAGAUGAUGCAGGGCCGCGGCCACCAUCAGCAAUGA